Salvelinus sp. IW2-2015 is the source of this 8998-nucleotide messenger RNA. NCBI's taxonomy places the organism in Eukaryota, Metazoa, Chordata, Actinopteri, Salmoniformes, Salmonidae. The record is from RefSeq and is a predicted model, not a curated record.
GAUAGCAAAGAAUUACAGGAUAUAUCCUAUGACCCCAGUUAUGCUCUUUCCGUGUCUGAAUUUACUGACCUCCCCAACGUCCAACAGCAGCUUCUUUCUGCUAUGAGCACUGUUAUUGUACAGGACACGGCCAUGACACCAACAGUAAUACCAACAAUACUAGUUGAGAGUCAGGCUCCCAGGAGGGAUGUCGUGUUCUUGCUGGAUGGAUCUGAUGGCACUAGGAGUGGAUUCCCAGCAAUGCGGGACUUUGUUCAAAGAGUAGUGGAGACACUCGGUGUGGAUGAGAACAAAGAUCGCGUGGCUGUGGUCCAGUACAGUAGAGAUCCAGCCGCCCAAUUCUAUCUGAACACAUACACAACAAAAGGAGAGAUUCUCGACACUGUAAGAGGUCUGAGACACAAAGGUGGGAGACCUCUCAACACUGGAGCAGCUCUCCAGUACGUGAGAGACAAUGUCUUUACUGCCUCCUCCGGAAGUCGACGCACUGAAGGUGUUCCACAGUUACUGAUUCUGCUGAGUGGUGGAAGGUCCURUGACAAUGUUGACACUCCAGCUUCUGCUCUGAAGGAGCUUGGGGUCUUGAUCUUUGGAAUUGGAACAAGGAGCUCUGAUAGCAGAGAAUUGCAGAGGAUAUCACAUGAUCCCAGUUACGCUCUGUCUGUCUCUGACUUCACUGACCUUCCAAACAUCCAGCAGCAACUUCUAUCCUCGGUGGAGGCAGUUGUUAUUGACGUUACGCCAGAAUCGACAACAGAUUUAGUUGAUCAUGACACCGCCAGAAAGGAUGUGGUAUUCCUUCUGGAUGGUUCUGAUGGCACAAGGAAUGGAUUCCCAGCAAUGCGUGAUUUUGUUCAGARAGUAGUAGAGAAACUCAAUGUGGGAGGAGACAAAGACCGCGUUUCUGUGGUCCAGUACGGUAGAGAUCAAGAAGUUCAUUUCWAUCUGAACACAUACACCACGAAGGGCGACAUUCUUGACAUCGUCAGAGGUCUGAGGCACAGAGGAGGUAGACCCCUCAACACUGGGGCAGCCUUCCAGUACAUAAAGGACAACGUCCUUACCGCUUCUUCUGGAAGCAGGCGGCAUGAGGGUGUCCCUCAGUUGUUGAUACUGUUGAGUGGUGGGAAAUCCAAUGAUAAUGUUGAUACACCGGCCUCUGCUCUGAAAAAAAUAGGAGUUGUGAUAUUCAGUGUUGGAUCUCGAGCCUCAGACAUUAAUGAGUUACAACGCAUUUCCUUUGAUCMAAGUUAUGCUCUUUCAGUGUCUGAGUUCAGUGAUCUUCCAAACAUCCAAGAGCAGCUACUCACAAGGGUUGAAACUUUCAAUAUUAGCCUUAUGGGAGAAACUAUGAUGGGACAUAGAGAUAUUGUAUUUCUUCUGGAUGGUUCUGAUGGCACAAGGAAUGGAUUCUCAGCAAUGCGUGUUUUUGUACUGAAAGUAGUGGAGAAUCUCAAUGUGGGAGGAAACAAAGACCGCAUUUCCGUGGUUCAGUAUAGUAGAAAUCAAGAGGUACAUUUCUAUCUGAACACAUACACCAAAAAGGAGGACAUUCUUGACAGCAUAAGACGUCUGARGCACAAAGGUGGUAGACCCCUCAACACAGGGGCAGCACUCCAGUUCGUUAAAGACAACAUCUUUAGAGACACCUCUGGAAGCAGACGUUAUGAAGGUGUCCCUCAGAUAUUGAUUUUGCUGAGUGGUGGACAGUCAAAUGACGCUGUUAGCCAAGCUGCCUUUGAUAUGAAAGGUCAAGGAAUUCAGAGUGUUGGCAUUGCCAUCAGACAGGCCGACACUAGAGAAAUGCAGUCAAUUACGUCCGAUUCACAGCUCAUCCUUAUGGCACGAGACUUUUCAGACCUGUCAGCACUGCAUCUGGAGCUUUUAUCAUCAAUUGCUCAAGUUUCCAGUCCUGGUUUGAUAGCUGAGUCUCGGGGUCCCAAGAAGGAUAUCGUCUUCCUUGUUGAUGGCUCAGAUGGCGUCGGGAGGGAGUUCCCCAUCAUCCAGGAGUUCAUCCGCUCAAUCGUGAAGAACCUCAACGUGGGCGAGAACAAGAUCAGGAUUGGUGUGGUGCAGUAUGGCGACUCCCCCAAUGCAGAUAUCUACCUGAACUCCCACACAACCAAGGAGGGGGUUAUGAACGCUGUCAAUGGACUGAGGCAGCGAGGCGGCCGGGAACGUAACCUGGGUCAGGCAGUGGAGUUUGUCAGUAGUGAAGUGCUGAAUGUUCGACGUGGCGGCAGGAAGGGGGAGGGUGUCCCACAGUUCCUGAUUGUCGUCUCCGGCGGUAGGUCCACAGAUGAUAUUAGUCGACCUGCGACAUCACUGAAGAAGUCAGGCGUUUUGCCCUUCAGCAUCGGGACCAGAGAUGUAAACGCUCAGGAGCUUCAGGUUGUUUCCUAUGUUCCCAACUUUGCGUACACUGUGGAUGACCUCCCUGGCCUGUACACAGUCCAGGACACGCUGAUCUCCACGCUCACAGAGUUGUCCGAUGACGACAUUGCCAGGCUACGCCCUGUUUUCCCAACUGUGGAUGUCACCACAACCAUAGUAUCCACUGGCGGAGAAAAGAGGGAUGUGGUUUUCCUCAUUGACGGCACAACAGCUGUGCGCAGCGAGUUCCCCGCCAUCCGUGACAUGAUUGGGAGGGUCGUGGAAAAGCUAGACGUGGGUCUGGAUCGGGUGAGGGUGUCAGUGGUGCAGUACAGCGACGGUGCCAAGGUGGAGUUCCACCUGAACAAGCACUCCACCAAAGACGAGGUCCGCCAGGCCACGAGGAAGCUUCAGAGCAGCGGUGGGAACCGUCGGAACACUGGCCGUGCCCUUGAAUGGAUCUCCAAGAACAUCUACCAGAGAUCAGCAGGUAGCCGCAUUGAGGAGGGAGUUCCUCAGUUCCUCAUUCUAGUCACAGGGGGAAAGUCCAACGAUGACGUCUCUGGACCGGUUAAUCAGCUGAAGACCAACCUGGUUGCCCCUUUAGCCAUCGGCACAAAGAAUGCCGACCCCAAGGAACUGAGGCAGAUCGCCCUAAAGCCAGAACUUGCCUACUCCAUUAACAACUUCGGGCAGCUUCCAACAGUGGAGCAGCAGCUUAUUGCUUCAGUCAACACCAUGACCACCACUGACAUCUCCGGCAGUUUUGUUCCCCCAGUUUUGGAUAUUGCUAACCUCAACAUGGGGAGGAAAGAUAUCAUCUUUCUCAUCGAUGGCUCGGACACCACAGGCUCCAAUGGCAUCGCCCACAUCCGUGACUUCAUCCUCAACAUCGUUCAGCAACUAGAUGUGCAACUUGACCAGGUCCGGGUCGCUGUCGUCCAAUAUUCCGACAAGGUCAAGACCGAGUUCUCUCUCAACUCCCACAACAAAAAACCAGCUGUGCUCUCAGCCAUUAAAAGACUACGCCAGCAGGGUGGAAGAUCAUCCGAUCUGGCCAACGCCAUCGAGUAUGUGAUCAGGAAUGAGCUGAAAGCCUCGGCGGGUGUCCGGCUUGCGGAGGCCUCCCAGCAUCUAGUGGUCCUUACCGGCGGAAGGUCCCCAACUGACGUGUCCGUGUACGGCCCUCUGCUUAAAGGCUCCCGAGUUAACUGCAUCGGCAUCGGGGCUGGUGGAGCAGACUCAAGGCAGCUCAACCAGAUUGCCACCAGCUCUGCCGAUGUUCUCCAGGUACCCGCUUUCCCCGGCUUGCCAGUCAUUAAGGAGAGGUUUAUUACCAGGCUGAACGGAACAAUCCCUGAAGAGGCACCUACAGAUUUUGUCGACCCAAGCCUCCCUAAAGCCAAGGUUGCUGAUAUUGUAUUCUUGGUGGACGGCUCCAUCAACCUGGGCAAGGACAACUUCAAGGAGGUGAUGGGGUUCAUCCAGAACCUCAUCGACCUCUUCUUCACUGAGCGUGACAACCUGCAGAUUGGCCUGGCGAGCUACACCACCGACGUCACCGACGUGUUCUACCUCAAUACCUACAAGAACAAGGACGACAUAAUCGACGCCAUCAGCCGCACCGAGUACAAGGGCGGCCGCAGGAUCAACACGGGCACCGCCAUCCACCACGUGCAGGAGAACCACUUCAUCAAAGGUAAAGGCAGCAGGAAGGAUGAGGGCAUCCCCCAGAUCCUGAUGAUCAUCACCGGCGGAAGGUCGGCCGACGACAGCAAGACCGCAGCUCUGGCGUUGAAGGCCACCGGCGUGCGCAUCUACGCUGUCGGCGUGGGUGACAUUGAGGACGAGUUGAACAACCUGGCGAGUGAGGCCUCCACAGUGGCCAGGGCAAGCACGUUUGUGGAGCUCUCUGAGCUCAACGAGCAAAUCCUUGAGACAUUGGACGACGAGUUGAAGGGAGUCAAGCUAUGCACUGGCGUGAGCCAGGAGCCCUCAAAGACCUGCAGUCUGGAGGUGUUGGUAGGCUUUGAUGUGUCCUCACCAAACAUCUUCCAGGCCCAGAGGAUCCUGGAGUCCAAGAUGGGUGCCAUCCUCCAAAGGAUCACCAAGAUGGCGGGCAUCAGUUGCUCGUCGGGCCAGAUCCCAUCGAUCCAGGUGGGCAUCCUGGCCAUGGAUGCCGCCUCAGAACCCGUCCACCUGGAGUUCACGAACAACGCCGACAUGCUGUUCGAGGCCUUCCGAGCACUGCGCGCCCGCGGACCCUACUUCCUCAACGCCAAGACCAUUGCCGCAUAUGGUUCCAGGUUCAAAAGCCGAGCAGCAGAUGCGGUCAAGGUUGUGAUCCAUCUGACUGAUGGUCUGGAUGGCCAGUAUAAUGAAAUGAAGAGACAGGUUGAAGAACUUAAGAUUUCAGGUGUGAACAGCUUUAUCCUGGUGGGUCUGGAGCGGGUACCCAGGUUUGAGGAGGCCGUGCUUCUGGAGUUUGGCCGUGGCUUCAGGUACACCAGACCCCUCAGAGUUAAUGUCAUGGACUUGGACUACGAGCUUCUGGAGGAACUGGACAACAUUGCUGAGAGGGAGUGUUGCGCGGUGCCAUGCAAAUGCACCGGCACAAGGGGAGACAGAGGAGCAGUCGGACUUGGAGGACUGAAGGGUGGUCCAGGCGGAGCAGGUGGAGCAGGACAUCCCGGAGAUGAGGGUGGAUCCGGAGACAGAGGUCCUCUUGGUGUCAACGGAACUCAAGGUUUCCAGGGAUGUCCUGGACAGAGGGGCAUCAAGGGUGGUCGUGGGUACUCUGGAGAAAAGGGUGAAUUUGGAGAGAUUGGCCUGGAUGGCAUCAAUGGAGAAGAGGGCAAGAGUGGAGUCGCUGGACCCCCAGGAGACAGAGGAAACCCUGGGAGAAGGGGAACCAAAGGAACUAAAGGACAUGCAGGAGACAUCGGGGAUACCGGAAUCCGAGGAGAUCCUGGAACCACAGGGCAAGAUAACAACGUGGCUGGACCUAAAGGAGACCCAGGCGACGUCGGCCCAGUGGGAGAGCCAGGGGACGAUGGUAAGAUGGGAGGCCCCGGUGAACCAGGCAGGACGGGUUCUGAUGGUAGAAGAGGCCCAGCCGGACAAGCUGGAAACCCUGGCAGUUCCGGAGGUAACGGUGUGCAGGGAGAGCCUGGUAUCGGAGGAUCCAGGGGCCAAGCUGGACCAAUUGGUGCACCUGGAACCAGAGGUGAGGACGGGAACCCUGGACCAAGGGGCCCAGGAGGAGCCCAGGGACCCCCCGGAAACAAUGGCAGGAGAGGACCUCUCGGUCGCAAGGGUGAGCCAGGAGAGCCCGGACCCAAUGGCAUCGUGGGACCUCUGGGACCUCGUGGUGAGCCUGGCGAAGAUGGUCGAGAUGGAUUUGGAAUCGCAGGGCCCAAAGGAAGAAAGGGUGAUGAGGGCUUCCCAGGAUUCCCAGGACCAAAGGGAGCGGCAGGUGAUGGCGGAACCAAUGGCGGACCAGGACCCAUAGGAAACCGUGGCCAGAGGGGUGUUUCAGGAGAAAUUGGUACUCCAGGUCAGAAGGGAGAGGUUGGAUACACCGGGCCUUAUGGCGAGAAAGGACCAAGAGGACCUGGCGUUGUGCAAUGUGACUUGGUAAAGAAAAUCAGAGACAACUGUCCUUGCUGCUAUGGUCAGCAGGAGUGCCCACUCUACCCUACCGAGCUGGCCUUCGCCCUGGACACCUCCGAUAGCGUGGGUAGGCCUGCCUUCAACAACAUGCGUGACGCCGUGCUCCGCCUGGUUAGCAACAUCACCAUCUCCGAGAGCAACUGCCCGCGCGGCGCCCGAGUGGCCCUCACCCUCUACAACAAUGAAGUGACCACCGAAAUCCGCUUUGCAGACGGGCUGAAGCGGCGCGCACUGGUGCAGCAUGUGGAGGGCCUCCAGGCAUUACAGACGCGCAAACAGCGUAGCCUGGAGACAGCCAUGAACUUCUUGGCGCAGAACACCUUCAAGAGGGUGCGCAGCGGCUUCCUCAUGAGGAAGGUGGCCAUCUUCUUUGUUAAUGGGCCAGUGAAGGAUCAGCGGGCGGUAAGCGCAGCCGCCCUACGCCUCUAUGACUCCGGCAUUGCCUCAGUGUUCCUGACCAACAAAGAGGAUGGCCAGCUCACCAGAGCUCUGAAGAUGAACAGCACUGGGUCCGCACUGGGUCAGGUGAUUGUGCUGCCCAAUCCCGGAAGUGCACAGUACAACUCAGCUAUCCAAAAGGUCAUGAACUGCCACAUCUGCCUGGACUCCUGCGCCCCGGACCAAAUGUGUGACUAUGCCCCCCCUCAGCAGUCACGAGACAGGAGGGCCUCCACCACCGAUGUGGACAUUGACAUGGCCUUUGUCAUGGACAGCUCCGAGACCACCGACCCCACCGUCUUCACUGAGAUGAAACGCUACGUUGCACACAUCGUAGAGCAGCUGGAAGUCUCGUCGGACCCCGUGGCAUCCAUCCACCACGCCCGCGUGGCCGUAAUCCAGCAUGCGCCCUACGAGUUCAUGCGCAACAGCAGCGGCUCACCCAUCCUUGUGGAUGUGGGCCUGACUGACCACCGCUCGGCCCAGGACAUCCGCAACUUCCUGCUUGAGAAGACGCCCCAACUGGAGGGUGGGCGGGCGCUGGCAGUGGCCAUCGAGCACACGGUGGAGCAGGUGUUUGAGAAAGCACCCCACCAGCGAGACCUCAAGGUUCUGAUGUUGUUUGUGACAGGCCCCGUGGAGCAGGAUGAGGAGCGGCUGGUUGCUGUGGCCACCGAGGCCAAGUGUAAGGGCUAUUUCUUGGUCAUCCUGGGUGUGGGCGAGAAGCUGGGUGCUGGGGACACCCGCGUGCUGACGCGCAUGGCCAGUGAGCCGUCCGACGUCUUCUUCAAGAGGCUGACCAGCACCACGCACUUCUACGACAAGAACAUUCAGAACUUUGGCCAACUGCUGCCCAAGUAUCUCAGCAUUGAGAACGCUUUCUACAUGUCCCCUGAAGUCUCCAAAAACUGUCACUGGUACCAGAGUGACCAGCCAUUCCCCAAGUUCCCCUUCCCCAAGUCACACCACAGCCAAGAGAAACAUCAAAAUCACGAAAACCACCAGGCAGUCCAUCCAAGAAAGCACAACGACCAAGACUCAGACGAGUUGCACGUAGCCAACGUCACUUCCAGCAGCCUGACCCUGCGCUGGGCCAGCCCGGACCCCAAGCACAUGGCCUACUUUAAGGUGGUGGUGACGCGCCUGCGUGACAACACACUGGUGUUGAGGAGAAAUGUGACGGGCACGGAGCUCACUGUUGGCGGCCUGGAGAGCGCCCAGACCUACCACGCCGUGGUGACCACACACACCGCCCAGGGCCACGUUGCGGCCACCCACAAAGGCAUUAUGACCACCAAAGCAGCAGCAGAGCAUAAGGUCACUGCCUCCAUGGAGGUGACAGGUAUCAUGGCCACUACACCACUGGACAAACCAGAGAUUGCAGAGCCUCAGCAACAAGUGGAGCAGCAGCCCAAGACUGAGAUCCUUCCAGCUAUUGCGGCCUUGACAGGAGUGGAAGUUUGUCAGCUCCCCAAAGAGGAAGGCACCUGCACAAAGUUUGUUCUCAAGUGGCACUACGACCCCCUUAGCAAGAACUGCACACGCUUCUGGUACGGAGGCUGUGGCGGCAACCAGAAUCGCUUCGAAACUCACGAGGAGUGUGAGAAGGCCUGUGGAAAAGCAGCUCUGCCUCGAGGGCAGAAGGCAUGGGAUUGGUUGGAUGAAAGCCGUGCAAACAGCGGGAGGCGUUCACAGCGACGAGUGAGAAUAAAAGGAAAGAGAAGAAAAGGCUCCCUAGGUGCACCUGUCAACCAAGGAGUCAUUGCCGCAAUAAAAACGUAGGAGGACAUUGAUUCACUGUCAACAUAUACGUCUACUGAGGAGAUUCUGAGGAAAAUCAACAAAAAUGGCCAAAGAGAAGCUGAACCAAAGGAGAGGUGGCUGCACUGGAUUCCACAGACAGGAUUUGAUCAAAAUAAGUAUUGAAGUAGUGUAUAUCACAAAAAGAAAGAAAGCAAAUCAAUGUGCUGCAUGAUAUUUCCUACUGGUGCUACAUAGUGUUUUUUUUUUUGUGUGUUUUUUUCUCUGGUUGAGUUGCGGACUCCAUCCAGUGUUUGUAAUGUAACAUUUCUGGAACAGUUACAGAAUAUGUUUUUCAUUGAAAAAGUUAAACUCAUCAUUUUAUUAAGUAAAUGUGUAUGAAUAUCUUGGGACAUAGAUUAUCAAUAAAUCAAGUCAGGUCCACAAUGACUUUUGAAAGAGCCACCAUAUGUUUAUAUUACUUCACUAUAUCCCCCAAUACAGACAUUCACUCACCAUGCUGAUGUUUACACAAGUCCAAGCUGGCAGUGUGUAUAUAAUGACAGUUAAAACCAAUUCCUCAGCAAGGAAAGGAAUUCAUCAUGCAAUGUAAAUUCACUUCUGGAACCACUGCCUCAAACACACAUGUUCCAGUUUUUGAAUAUGGAAUGUACUUAUCAAGCUGUUAGUGUUUUUUUUGUUUUGUUUUACUUAACUUUGUGUUUCAUCUGGGAACGGGGGAAAUAAACAUUUUAUUAGACUUUCUAAUAAACUU